CCCUCGGCUGUGCAAUAUUUGACCGAUGAGCCACGUUUUACUUGUCAUGAUGCAUCCUCUUAAGCUUGUUUACUGAUCAUCUCGGCAGUUGACUCACUUAUAAGGUUUCACAGCAUCAGCCCUAAAUUUCCGAGAACAAAGAUCGUCUUGACCGAUAAGCAUUAGAAUGAAUCCUUUGGGUGCGCUGGGCUACGUCGUCCAAUGGUUUCUCUACGCAGGGCUUUACGGAUAUCAAGACUAUUACCCAUUGCUUACUGCCCUCCGACACGUCCGCUCACUCAAACCCUCAACCUCUGAAGACGGAACGACAGGAAUUCUUAGUCGAACGAGUAACACGUCCUUUUGGUCGACGAUAUAUCCCAUCAAAGGUUUGGGAACAUGGCUUGUUGGCGCGGCUGCAGAAUCCGCUCUCGAAUCCUACCUCAAAAACUCUCUCCCAGUCUUCCUCGUGAAGUGCAUCACAACAAUUAUCCUCGCACCUCUGAAGUUCCUCUGGAUUCGAUCGAUCAUGUCCGAUUAUUCUAUAUCUCUCAACUCAAACAUCAGGAUUCUUCGUUGCGUCACCGCUAAGCAAUGGCUACACUUCAUCGGCACCAUGUUAGCUUGCGACAUUGUCGACGAGAUACCAGACCUUGUCUGCAAGCUCAGCCUGCUCUUGCUGUUGGCAAAUGGUGUCGAUGUUGUUCAAGAAUGGGCGAAGGAGAAUAGCACAACUGUUGGAUUGAUAACCCUCGGUGUCUUCUUCACGCUGCAGAUCAUACAUGCGGUCAUUAGUGUUCCACAGACGGUAGCGGCCGUCGAAGCUGCUCCCGAUUUAGAAGAGACAGGGGAGAGAAGGAGUACACGUGAACUCUUGGCGGAUAUCAAGACAUCGUUGCGAAGCAUGAACUUUUCAUUGUGGCUCCGAUUCGCGGUCUAUCAUUGCAUUACAUUUGUCAUGGCUCGCAUUGCAACUGCUGUUGGGUCACUGGGCAGUAUGGAAGUCAACAUUAGUUGGAAAGACCCUCUAUAGACUCAGAAAGGCAAAGAUUCUAUCAGUCAGUCGAUAACUUGGCCUACCUUUUGUUCAUAAUACAGCCUUGCUACCGGAUCAAGAGACUGUACAUUUCCCGCCCCCCCUCGUCACCUCCUCCAUCAACAAAUUAAACUCUUGGUUAUCUUCCCAACUCUCAAGACGCUCAAGGUUCACCUCAUGAUCAGGAUAGAUAGAUCCAUACUUCUCAUCCAACCACCCAUACGGCCAGAUACAAAGCCCUUCCUCCUCCUUGACCUUCCUUCUCCAACUCUUGAUCGUGUCAUCCUCAUCAGCCGGCGGCACAUAAACCUCAUCACCAUAAUAAUCCCCCUCAUCUUCCGUAAUAGGCCGUUCCUUAGUCGGUACACAUAUUACCUCCGCAGGUGCUUUCAGAGCUUGUCGUGCAGCUCUCCAUAGAUCGGCCCAUCUUGGUGCAUCAUCGCCAUUCGGAUCGGAGGCAAACGCGACGCAUUCCGUGAUGCAGAGUUUAGACAGCGUGCCGUUUACUUCUUUGAGGUAAUCUGUCAGCACAGAGGUCACUGCUAUACCGUCUACGUGCAGUGACCUGAGAGCCGGCAUGCAACCAGGAGCGCGUUCGCAUGGCCAAGAACUUUUGCCGACAAUUCAUUGAAGAAAGCGUGAAAACCAGGCAAUGUAUUAACCUGCCAACCAGCGCCGUUGUUUCCGCCAUACGUAUUGAGCGUCAACUUCUUCAAACGGCCCAGAAACUCAGCCCAUUUCUUGUCCUCCCAGAAUGAAGUCUUUCGCGGGAGAAAGUUGGAGAUAGUAAGUUCGUCGACCGGCGAAAGCGUAGCGAUGUCGCGGUACAUAUCCCGCAAAGCAGCGCGCCAUGAAUAUGUCUGUUCCUUUCGCUGGACUUCCCACCAAGUUUCAGGCUCGCAGCAGAAGUAAAUGUAGUUUCUGCCGAUAUUGUUGUUGUCCCAAUCCACUUCGCCCUCAAAGUCCUUUUCGCCAUUGGUGUGGAUUGUCAGGGCUUUGCAGCGUGGUAGACCCUUGAAUCGGAUGAGAUCUUGGAUGAUUGAAGACUUGUCCUCGCUCUCUUCUUCCUCCACUUCUUCCUCCUCUUCCUCCUCCUCCGCAUCCGACGUCUCAGUCAACUUCUCGGGGUAGAAAGUAACAUUCAACCUCAAUUCUAGAAUAUUAGCACCAUAUUUAUCGACAAUUGUAGGUAAGAUGUGAUCCUCUACAAGCGGACAAUUGACUCGUAGGACCUUGAAUAGGCAUGGCGCCAUUGCAGUCCGAAGCCCGGAAUUGGCCAGGCUAAGGUUCUUUCGAUCAUCCGGCUCAAUAUAAUCCGAAAUGCUGAAAAGUACUUCAGGUGGUAGAUCGAGAAAAGGACCGGACAUGGUGGCGGUGGAUUGAACUCUGGUAAUUGGAGAACUGAUACUGAGAGAUAUUUUAACCUCGGUAUUGUGAAGAAGCUGUCAAGACGAAUUGGGGAUGGCCACUUUAUGAGGUUGACAGUUGCUGCUGGUAAGAAUAGUGAGUGAGUGGCCUGAAAUCGUGGGACUAUCCUAUACCUGUAGUGGUCUAGAGUCAGCUUCUGUUGCCUGGUCUUUACUGGAUUCAGCGUUUACAAUAUUCUUGGCAGCAGGCAGCACGGCACAGAUGCGGGGUUAAAUAGAGUACUAACACCCUGUAGCUUGACUGCCUAGAUGCUCCUAUGUAAGAAGAAUGAUCUUUGCUCCUCCGCUAUACGGAUACAUCAUUCAAUUUACAGGGCAUUAGUGGGUACAAAUGUGUGGCGCAGGUCUGUCUGUUGUUCCACUUGCCUGCCAUCGCUGCCAAACGAGCCGCCUACUGAGCUGUGGUCCUAGAGCAGAUCCGCAGUGCAGUGUCU
Molecule: messenger RNA, 2876 nt
Organism: Fusarium verticillioides 7600
Lineage: Eukaryota; Fungi; Ascomycota; Sordariomycetes; Hypocreales; Nectriaceae
Exons: 4
Coding region: 167-1012 (281 amino acids)
Source: RefSeq, a predicted model, not a curated record